Messenger RNA from Cinclus cinclus, 2679 nucleotides. It is a transcript of the gene MARK4, whose product is annotated as microtubule affinity regulating kinase 4. NCBI's taxonomy places the organism in Eukaryota, Metazoa, Chordata, Aves, Passeriformes, Cinclidae. Gene Ontology annotation, molecular function: protein serine/threonine kinase activity; ATP binding; protein binding. The coding region runs from base 18 to 2618 and encodes 866 amino acids. Gene Ontology annotation, biological process: protein phosphorylation; intracellular signal transduction; microtubule cytoskeleton organization. The transcript is spliced from 17 exons. The record is from RefSeq and is a predicted model, not a curated record. Gene Ontology annotation, cellular component: cytoplasm.
CCCCCCGGGCCGGGACCAUGUCCUCGCGCUCCGCCCUGGCGGCGGGGAACGAGCGCAACGCGGACACGCUGGCGGGCCCGGGGGGCAGCGGCCGCCCCGAGAAGGGCGGGGGGUGGUCGGGGCGCGGGGCCGGAGCCCCCCGGGGCCGGAACUCGCUGGGGGCCGAGGAGCCCCCCCACGUGGGCAACUACCGGCUGCUGCGGACCAUCGGCAAGGGCAACUUCGCCAAGGUCAAACUGGCCCGGCACGUGCUGACCGGCAGAGAGGUCGCCAUUAAAAUCAUCGACAAGACCCAGCUGAACCCCACGAGCCUUCAGAAGCUUUUUCGGGAAGUUCGGAUCAUGAAGGGGCUGAACCACCCCAAUAUCGUGAAACUGUUUGAGGUGAUCGAGACAGAGAAGACGCUGUACCUGGUGAUGGAGUACGCCAGCGCAGGUGAGGUGUUUGAUUACCUGGUGUCCCACGGGAGGAUGAAGGAGAAGGAGGCGCGGGCCAAGUUCAGACAGAUCGUCUCGGCCGUGCAUUACUGCCACCAGAAGAACAUCGUGCACAGGGACCUCAAGGCCGAGAACCUGCUGCUGGACGCCGAUGCCAACAUCAAGAUCGCCGAUUUUGGGUUCAGUAACGAGUUCUCGCGGGGCUCCAAGCUGGACACGUUCUGUGGCUCCCCCCCCUACGCCGCCCCCGAGCUCUUCCAGGGCAAGAAGUACGACGGGCCCGAGGUGGACAUCUGGAGCCUGGGGGUCAUCCUGUACACGCUGGUCAGCGGCUCGCUGCCCUUCGACGGCCACAACCUCAAGGAGCUGCGGGAGCGCGUCCUGCGGGGCAAGUACCGCGUCCCGUUCUACAUGUCCACGGAUUGUGAGAACAUCCUGCGGCGCUUCCUGGUGCUCAACCCCGCCAAGCGCUGCACCCUCGAGCAAAUCAUGAAGGACAAGUGGAUCAACAUCGGCUACGAGGGGGACGAGCUGACGCCCUACACGGAGCCCCAGGAGGACUUUGGGGACACCAAACGCAUCGAGGUGAUGGUGGGCAUGGGGUACACGAGGGACGAGAUCAAGGAGGCGCUGAGCACCCACAAGUACAACGAGGUGACGGCCACGUACCUGCUGCUGGGACGGAGGGGAGAGCCCGAGGGUGGCAGUGGCCUGUCCCUGUCACGGCCACGGGGCCCGGCCGAGGCCCCCAACGGUGCCACCAAGUCGGGGACAUCGGGGACCCACGGGAAGGGACAGCGCGGGGGGGGCCACCACCGGCAGCGGCGGCACAGCGACUUCUGUGGCCCCGCCCCCGCCCCCGCCCCCCCCAAGCGCAGCCCCACCAGCGCCGGCGCCGCGGAGCUGCGGGAGGGGGGCGUGUCCGGGGGCGUGGCCGGGGGCGUGGCCGGGCCCCUCCCCCCCCGCCGGGGCAGCGGUGGAGCCGGGGGGGGGCGCGGGGGGGGAGCCCCUCCCCCCUCCAGCCCAUUGGUCAGCAGCGCCCACAACCCCAACAAGGCGGAGAUCCCGGACAGACACCUGGACCAGCCCCACGUGCCCCCCAGCGUGAUGGGGCGCAGGAACACCUACGUGUGCUCGGAGCGCCCGGGGGGCGAGCGGCACCUGCUGCUGCCCAACGGCAAGGACAGCCUGACCUCCCGCCCGCCGCCGUCACCUUCCAGCCACUCCCUGGGCGGGGCUCACCUGGCUCACCUGGCCCGGGGCUGCUCGGCCCGCAGCACCUUCCACGGUGGGGGGGGAGGGGGCGGCGGGGGGGGAGGCCGGGACCCCCGUGAGCGCCGGGGGGGGGGCACGGGAGCCCCUCCCCCAUCCUCGCCCCCCCCCGCACCUGCGGCCGCCUCCCCCCGGCCCCGCCCCACGGCCACGCUGCUGAGCAAGAUCACCUCAAAACUGACCCGCAGGGUCGCAGACGAACCUGCGGGAAUCGGGGGACCUGCGCUCACAAGUUGCCAUCUACCUGGGGAUCAAGCGGAAGCCGCCCCCCGGCUGCUCCGAGGGGGGGGGGCUGUGAUGGGGGGAGGGGGCUCCGCUGCCCCUCCCCCCCCCCUCCCCGGGGCUGCCCCUCCCCCACUGCUGCUGCCACGGCCUCCAGCACGGGGCGGGGGAGGGGGCACCGGGACCCUCCGGAACUGGACUGGGACCACCACGGCUGCAGUUCCUGGGACCCCCAGAACGAGACCGGGACUCCCCCCACCCCGGAACCCUCAGAAACGGACUGGGACCCCCAAAAACACCCCUGGGACCCCUCCAGGAUCCCCAGAACCAGACUGGGACCCCCGCCCAGAACCUGCCAUGGGGGAUCCCCUCCCCACCGUUCACCUGUGGCAGCGCCGGGACCCCCCCCGGGUCCCCCCAGGAUUCAGCAGCUCCGGGACCCCCCCCCCGCCCCCCAAAUCGGGACCAGCGGAGCUGGGACCCCCCCCCCCCCCAGCCCAUCCCCCCUCCACGUGGGGACCUUGGGGACAUCGCGGGGGGGUUGGGGGAGGUCUCGGGGGUCCAGCGGCUCCAGGAUUUCGGUGCCAAGAUUUUGGGGACCCCCCGACCUGCGGCCCCUCCCCACCUUGUACAGUCUGUAAAUACGGCCAUGGGCCGCCCCCCCUGCCCCCACCCCCCAGUUUUUAAGUUAUUCCUGCCCCGAUUUGUGCCCCCCGACCCCUCCCCCAAAUAAAUAUUGGGACCCCCA